This is a messenger RNA of Caenorhabditis briggsae, 309 nucleotides long. The record is from RefSeq and is a predicted model, not a curated record. The coding region runs from base 1 to 309 and encodes 102 amino acids. NCBI's taxonomy places the organism in Eukaryota, Metazoa, Nematoda, Chromadorea, Rhabditida, Rhabditidae. The transcript has 3 exons.
AUGACUGCUAUGACGUCGUCAUUGGUUUGUUCUGGCGUUCAGCAGUUUGAGAACAAACCAAAAGGUUGUGAUUUGUGUGAGGUGUGCUUCAAGCCCGUAAAUCUGGAUAACAUUGAUGUUCAUUUGGCAGCUGGAUGUGGAAUGGAAAUUCAGAAACGGUACAAUCUUCCAAGAAGCAAGCCGAGAAAGCGAGUGAAAAAGGUUCAAGCUGGAGAAGCCAAGUUCAAGGUUCCAAAAAAGAAAACAAACACUCCGCCAAAAUCCAAAAUAGACAUGAAGAAGGAAACAACUUCAACCCAUAACCAGUGA